UCUCUCACUUGUGCAUCACUGAACUUGAACCCUUUAAACAUCAGUUUCAUCAAUAACCCUUCAUUUCAAUCUCUCCACAAAAACCCUUUUUUUUUGUUGUUGUUUUGUUUGAAUGUAAAUUUCAUCUAUAGACCUUCCCAUAUGUCCACCAUUGAAAUUGAAACCAUGUCCCAUCUUUCGACACUCCAAAGUUCAUCAGAUUUUCUUAGUACAACCACCAUAAUUGCACUUACCAUCUUCUUUUCACUCCUUUGUGCUUGUAUCAUCAUAGGUCACCUACUUGAAGAGAACCGAUGGGCUAAUGAAUCGAUUACAGCACUUCUUUUGGGAUUGUGUGCUGGAGCUGUGGUGUUGUUGGCGAGUAAAGGCAAUAGUUCUAAGAUUCUAGUGUUCAGUGAGGACUUGUUCUUCCUUUAUUUGCUUCCUCCAAUCAUUUUCAAUGCCGGAUUCCAAGUCAAGAAAAAGCAGUUCUUCAAGAAUUUCACAAUAAUUUUGAUGUUUGGAAUAUUUGGUACAGUGAUUUCAUUCUGCCUCAUAUCAGUAGGUGCCUUUUUGCUGUUCAACAGAAUCGGUGUGACAUCUUUGAAUACUCAAGAUUACUUGGCUGUUGGUGCCAUAUUGUCAGCAACUGAUACUGUGUGUACAUUGCAGGUUCUCAGUCAAGAUGAAACGCCCUUCCUUUACAGUGUUAUAUUUGGGGAAGGAGUGGUGAACGAUGCUACUUCUAUCGUGCUUUUCAAUGCAGUUCAAUCACUCGAUUUCAACAAUAUCGAUGCCAUGAUAUCCUUGAAACUGUUGGGGACCUUUCUUUACCUCUUCUUCACCAGUACCAUUCUUGGUGUAGUAGCGGGUCUUUUAAGUGCUUUUAUCAUAAAAACACUCUACUUUGGAAGGCAUUCGACAGACCGGGAAGUUGCACUCAUGAUGAUCAUGGCUUAUUUGUCAUAUAUGUUGGCUGAGCUACUGAAUCUCAGUGGGAUUUUGACAGUUUUCUUCUGUGGCAUUGUCAUGUCACAUUACACAUGGCACAAUGUUACUCAAAGCUCAAGGAUAACAACAAAGCAUGCAUUUGCAACAAUGUCAUUCAUUGCAGAAACAUUUAUAUUCCUAUAUGUUGGCAUGGAUGCCUUGGACAUUGACAAAUGGAAAGCCAGCAGUGCAAGUGCAGGAACUUUUAUUGCUGUCAGCUCAACACUGUUUGCAUUGGUGUUAGUUGGAAGGGCAGCAUUUGUGUACCCUCUAGCAAACUUCAUCAAUUGUAUUCGUAAACGAGACGGUUCAAAUAUCGCGUUUCGAAAACAGUUUAUAAUGUGGUGGGCAGGCCUCAUGAGAGGUGCUGUUACUAUUGCACUGUCUUAUAACCAGUUUUCAAAUUCCGAUGAUGAAGAUACCCAAGAUUCAGCAUUGAUGAUCACCUCUACCAUUAUUGUAGUCCUGUUUAGUACAGUGGUUUUUGGUUCCAUAACCAAACCAUUGAUAGAAGCAGUGCUACUAAGACAUGCAAAACCAAAUGUUUCAGAUGCUACUGAUAUCCCCAGCCUAGAUGACUUGAGACUUAUGUUCAUUGAAAAUGGUGAACCAAGUGACAUGGGAGCAGGCCCUAGGAGGAGUAGUUUGAGGUUGCUAUUGACUCAUCCAACUUGGACAGUUCAUUACUUAUGGAGAAAAUUUGAUGAUAGAUUCAUGAGACCAGUUUUUGGAGGAAGAGGGUUUGUUCCUUUUGUGCCUGGUUCACCCACUGGUGCCUCUGAUGAAGCUUCAAGAACUUGAAGAACAAUCACAUCUAUGUUACUCUGACUCUUUAUAGGUAUGAAGAUAUGACCUUCUAGAGAUCCUCCUAAUACAAGAAGAAAAUACAGAAAACUGAGCAUACUCAUAUGUGAAGAUACACCGGAGUCCCAGUAACAUAGCUCUGUAGGUAUUAAAAGUUAUUUAUUUAUUUAUUUUAUUUUUUGGUUUGUUGAUGAUUCUAUAGUAAGUGCUUUUCCUAUCCCACAAUCAAAUAUUUUGUUUUUUCCUUUUUUGUAAAAUAGUGCCAGUGUAGUUACGAAAGUA
Molecule: messenger RNA, 2055 nt
Organism: Gossypium raimondii (Peruvian cotton)
Lineage: Eukaryota; Viridiplantae; Streptophyta; Magnoliopsida; Malvales; Malvaceae
Product: sodium/hydrogen exchanger 1
Exons: 14
Coding region: 142-1770 (542 amino acids)
Biological process (GO): regulation of pH; proton transmembrane transport; sodium ion transport
Cellular component (GO): membrane
Molecular function (GO): sodium:proton antiporter activity
Source: RefSeq, a predicted model, not a curated record